UGAGUUAAACAAUUUCAACAAGAUGAAGGUUUUUCCUGCAGCACAAGUGAUGAGUGAGACUGUGGCCAACAACCUUGAAGAUAUCCAUGGGCCUGACAAUCUCAAGGAGACUGUGAAGUUCAUCCGUCUGGUAGACCGGUUCUUCGAUUGCCUAAACGGUCACAGCACCACUGAGGGCCGCCACCACCUGAAGCCAGACAGGAACCCAUAUACGGAUGCAGAUGAUCCAAGGCUGAAUUUUCUACAGGAUGAGUUCUUGGGUUAUCUUCAAGAUUGGAGGCAAGAAGUACAGACAAGGCCCGGAAGAUAUACUGCUAUGCAAAGAAAAGCAAUGACUUUGACACAAGAGACAUAUGAGGGUAUCUACAUCACAGUGCACAGUUUUGUGGAGGUUGUCAAAUACCUCUUGUCACCAGAAGUGGGUAUUGACUUCCUAAAUUCUAGAGAUCUCGUGUGUCAGGACGAUCUAGAACAGUAUUUUGAAGCGCAGCGGGAGAGAGGUAAACUGAACAAUAACCCAACCUUGAAACAAGCUCUCCACAACGAUACUAAGAUUAUGAAGAUGGGAGAAAUUAGACAGACCUUGUUCAAGGGAAAUACAUAUCGGAAGAGGCAGGCCAACAUUGAGAUCGACGAAACCCCAAUGCCAAGGCGCAAACUCCCAAAAACGCUUAGAAAUUAGGGCCAGCCUCAUUGUGAGAGUCUGCAAGGAAGGAAAGCAAUCCUGUAUUGUAGAUAAUGUCUACAUGAACUCAUUGUUAACAUGAAAAGUUGUAUGUUACUCUAAUACCGAAAUAGUUACCCAAAUGUUAGCAUUAGCAUAAUUCACAGUUAUUUAAUUUAAGUCUGUUAUCUAUGUUCCGACUGUUCACUUGUCGUUAGAAAUUAUCAUUACCGUCCUCCAGUUUGUCUCCUAGAUACUCCAAACAUGCCGGUGCCGGCAGCCAGCGUGGAAUUCUGGGUAGGGUAGGGUCGUGUAAAUAAAUCUGUGGUAUAUACACAGCAAUGGUAUAUUUACAGUACUUACAGUAUAGGUAGGAAGGGAAACAUAAAUAUUCAAGAUUAUAGGAGUAAAAUCGUUUUAAUGUUGUGUUAAAGUACAUAUUGUUAUUCAGUAUACGUAGGUAUUUAAAAUUUUUAGUCUUAAGACUGAACUAUCUAUGGAGGAAGAAGACAUUUGACACUGUUAAAUCCUAAUAAAAUUAUUCUGAGGCCUCAACCCUUAUCUCUUCUUAUUUCUAUUGGAGUUUUUUCUGCCAGUUUUCUUUUCUUUUGUUGAAGGAUUUUUCUUGAGAUUCGUCCUAGUGGCAACAGUUGUCCUCUUGAAGAGCCCUCGCACGAUCCUCUUCGCCACUGCGUUUCCAAUUAAUUUUCUGUAUAGAUUUACCAGAUAUUCCAGGAAGGCCUGUUGAUGUGUCUCCUCCAUGCCUCUGACCAGACUGUUCCAAAGGUCUAAGAGAUGAACAUCAUCAUAAACCUUUGAUAAAAGGGCAUCAAGGCUUAGUUUGGACCGUAGACCGUCUCUACUUUCAAAGGCUUCAACAUGGGCAUCGAGGCGGCAGAAGAACUUGAAUGCCCCGUCACUUGGUACGGUCAGCCCAUUCACUCUUCUGCCAUUUUUCACUUCUCCUCUGUUUUUACGAUCUAUCCAAGAUCUAACCUUCUUAUCAGAGAUUUUUUCUGCAUUGGCACCAUUUUCAGAGAAUGUAUCUUUAAUGCAGUGGAAAAUGGCACUGUUUUGAUUUUUUUUGAUGUUCCUCCAGCAUCUACGCUUUGUCUUCCAUAGUGCCCAUCCAGAAACGUACAGCACAUUUUCUUUCCGGUCUUCUGCGUGUGCCAUGGUUGGUUGAAGUGUUCUCUCCCUCAUCUUUGAUAGACGGUAAAGAAUCACCUUAUCUUUCAGGCACAUCAGAAAAGAGGACAGGAAUUGAGAUGUGCCCUCUCCAAGCCCAGUCAGAGUAUGAAUAAUUUCAGUACACUGUUGUCGAAAGUCGAGAUUGUUCAGAAGUCUGUGCAAGGGAGCAAUUGUUUCCUUCCUUUCCUCUGAGAGAAAAAUUGGUGCAUCAGCAGCAUUGAUGACUUCUGCAAUUUGCUCAACACAGUGCUGAAAAAGUGGCGUGCCAUUGCAUGCCUUCAGUGCAGAGGACACUCUUUUCAGUUGUGCAAGGGCUGCUCCACUUCCCUCUUUUCCCAGCAAUUCAUUCAGAGUAGCAGCUCCCAACUCUGAGGCUGCUGCAACAAUCUGUGCUGGUGAGCAGAGGGACUUGCGACGAGCUGGAUCAAAAGAGGAAAGCCACAUGUCAAUAAUGAAAAUCCGGCUUGUUUGUUAAGAACUGUUAUACAAAUACCCUACCUUGAACAUUGUGCAGUCUGAUGUGACGCGUAAGCCAACCAGUUCUCCCUUUUUCAGUCUUCCCUUUGAACUGGGCUCCACAUCCUGGGCAAGGUUGUUGCUCAUUGUCGUAAUAAUCUCCCGUGUCGUACACCAGUCCAGGAUCGUCUUCGUCUGCACCUUCAUCAUCUACCAGGGUGUAGAUACUUGACAGAGGAAUUUCGUUGCAAUCUGUUUAAUCAUACAUUUUAGUAAGCGCCACCAAAAAUAUAAUGGAGAAAGUACAUUAAGCAACAUUUACCAUUUUCUUCACAUGAUUCAGAUGAACUGCCUGAAGAGAGGUCAGAGUGGUCCAUGUUUGUGCUGUAAGGGAAAUAAUGAUUUUCUACAUUAUUACUGCUGCGUGCAUGGUAAAUGCUGAUUUAGAUUUAUGGACACAUUUACAUUGUUUUAGGCCAAGCUUCAGUCAUUGGCCCAAGGUAUUUUUGUAGUCAUCUUGCCUUUAUAUGUUAAAUAUUCUACUUCUUGAAUUGAAAAAUUAUUUGUGCCUGACUUAUUAGCUUAAAAGAAAACCAAGCGGCAUGCUCUUGGUUUUGAAAACACAUGAACUGACUGAGUGUACCGGCCAGUCUAAAUAUCUUAAUUUAUCUUAAUCUGUGUCUAUUUAUUGUUAAAUUACUAUUACUUGUUGCCUUAGUCUGUGCCAUAUUGUGAGCCACUUGUUAAGACGGUUCUCCCAGCCCAUGGACUGCAGUUUGGGGUGGAAUUUAAUUUUAACUCAUGUUUAUACAUAGCCAGUCUAAAUAGCUUAAUUUAUUUUUAUUCAUGUUUUUUCAUUGCCUAAUCUAUGUGACUCAAAUUUUUGAAAAUUCAUAUUAAAAGCCUGUUUUUUUAAAUAUA
This is a messenger RNA of Thrips palmi, 3232 nucleotides long. RefSeq lists its product as uncharacterized. The coding region runs from base 23 to 682 and encodes 219 amino acids. The transcript is spliced from 2 exons. Lineage: Eukaryota; Metazoa; Arthropoda; Insecta; Thysanoptera; Thripidae. The record is from RefSeq and is a predicted model, not a curated record.